AUGAUCGAUUUGUAUUUGAAUCCUGAUUAAGAUCUUUAUUACUCAAUCACAGAUGAAUAACCAAAACCAGUUGCAGUAGAGAAUCUAAAGGCUUGUGAUUAAUUACUUAAGGAACUGUAAAAUAGAGGAAGUAUGUCAAGGUAAUUAUAAUUGUUAUUAUCUGCAUAUGUACUUUAGUUGUCAGGAAUUCAAAAAUCCAUUGAAAUGGCUAGUACUAUUUUGGCACAGAUUCUAAAAAGCAAUAAAGAAUGGGUUCCAGCAAUGUUGAGUUUGGCUAUCAAUAAAUUCUUAAGCAAAAAACAAACAGAGGGUAAAACUAUUUUGAAAUUGCUAUGGGCAAAGCAAGCUGAUACAAGUGGUUGGGAAAGAGAUGAAUUAGAAAGGGCUUGGUUAUUACAUGCAGACGCAUUUAUAUCUAUUCAAAAAUACGAUUAAUCUGAAGAAAUAUUAAGAAAAUGCUUGAAAUAAAAUAAAUGUUGUGCCAAAGCAGAAGAAUUAAUGGGUUUGAUAAAGGAAAAGGAGUAAUCAUAUAUAGAUGCCUCUAAUUCAUAUGAAAAAGCAUUUAAGUUGACAAAUCAAAGGAAUCCCAUUAUGGGUUAUAGAUUGGCAUUUAACUAUUUAAAAGCAAAACGUUUUGUUGAUGCAAUCAAUAUUUGCAAAUUGAUUCUACAAAUUAACCCAGCAUUCCCUAAAUUAUAAUCUGAAAUCCUGAACAAAGCAAUUCAAGCCUUAAAGUCUUGA
This is a messenger RNA of Paramecium tetraurelia, 741 nucleotides long. RefSeq lists its product as uncharacterized. Lineage: Eukaryota; Ciliophora; Oligohymenophorea; Peniculida; Parameciidae. Gene Ontology annotation, biological process: intraciliary retrograde transport; protein localization to cilium. Gene Ontology annotation, molecular function: protein binding. Gene Ontology annotation, cellular component: intraciliary transport particle A. The record is from RefSeq and is a predicted model, not a curated record. The transcript has 3 exons.